Messenger RNA from Pogonomyrmex barbatus (red harvester ant), 1455 nucleotides. Its product is annotated as carboxypeptidase B. NCBI's taxonomy places the organism in Eukaryota, Metazoa, Arthropoda, Insecta, Hymenoptera, Formicidae. Gene Ontology annotation, molecular function: zinc ion binding; metallocarboxypeptidase activity. Gene Ontology annotation, biological process: proteolysis. The record is from RefSeq and is a predicted model, not a curated record.
AACAGUUUCGACGAAAAUGGACAACGGUGUACGGCUACCAAUAGAGCGUGUAAAAUGGAUCACGUUGAUGACGAUGACAAUCGUCAUCUUCGUCGUCGAUGCAUCCACACUGGGACAAACAAAAGAAUCUAUAAUUCUUGAAAAUUCAAGAAAAUAUGACCCAAAGGACCUUUCUGCGCAAAAGGUUUCUUACGAAGGAGACUACGUUUUGAGGAUCCACAAGCAUAACAUGUCCGUGCAAGAAUUAAUGGAACGUUAUGAGGAAGACGGUUCAUUAUCCAUAUGGUCGAGCAGUGGGUCUACUGCCGAUAUUUUCGUGCGAAGCUACAUGUUUAAUGAUAUUAGGUCGAUAUUGGAAAAUCACAGAAUCAAAUUCAUAAUUUUAAUCGAUGAUGUGCAAGAAGCGAUCGCAAAUGAAAAUACUCCUCUCACGAUGUUAGCGCAAGAAGAACUCGAGGGACGCAAAGGUCAUCGAAUGGAAUGGACCAGCUAUCAUCAACUAAAGGAUAUUCUGGGAUACUUGGAUUAUCUCGCGGACACUUAUCCUGAUGUCUGUUCCGUUCAAACCAUUGGUCGGUCUAUCGAAGGUCGGGAGUUGAAGCUUCUAAGAAUCAGUAACGGUAAGCCGAACGCACCUGCAAUCUGGAUCGAUGGUGGUAUUCACGCAAGGGAAUGGAUAUCGCCGGCAGUUGUGACUUAUAUCAUAGAUCAAUUGGUUGAAAACAGCGAAAAUCUCGAUGUGGACUAUUACAUUUUACCGGUAGCUAAUCCGGAUGGGUACGAGUAUACAUUCGCUCACGAUCGUUUAUGGAGAAAAAACAGAAGGAAAGGAACCAUUUGUUCAGGUGUUGACUUGAACAGGAACUUUGGUUAUCAUUGGGGAGGAAAGGGAACAAGUCGUAAUAUGUGUCAUGAGACGUACGCAGGCACGAAAGCAUUCUCCGAGCCAGAAAGCGAUGCCAUUCGAAAUUUCUUCGAGGCUAGUUUGGCAAAUUUCAAGGCGUAUUUGUCGUUCCAUUCCUAUGGACAGUAUAUCCUUUAUCCAUGGGGCUAUGAUAAUCGUUUGCCAGUUGAUUACGCUGAUCUUGACAGAGUAGGAAAGCAAAUGGCAGCAGCUAUGGAGAAUGCAACAAAUGAUGAUAUAAUAUAUACCGUCGGAAAUAGUGCUUCAACGCUAUAUCCCGCUGCUGGUGGCUCUGAUGAUUGGGCAAAGGCAUUGGUCAAAAUAAAAUAUGCAUAUACGAUUGAACUGCGCGACACUAAAAGUUUUAUUUUACCAGCUCGUUAUAUUAUUCCGACAAGCAAAGAAGCGUAUGCUGCGGUGAAUGUAAUUACGGAAAUUUGCAAAACGGCUUCGUAAUUGAAAUUUGAUUGUCAAAUGUUAAAUUAGAAAAUAGCUUCUAGCCAGAAAGAUGUAAAUUGGAGGGAUAUAUUUAAAUAAUUAUUUUUGUAUAU